AUGUGUGAAUUAUUUGGAAAUCUACCUCAGUUUGAAUAUGUAGAUUUUGCACUUAAUCACCCAAUCUUCUGUUUUGAUCUAUCAGCUCACCAAGAAGAUCUUUUCAAAACAGGAGUGAACAUAAAUAUUCAUAUUGAAAAAACACAAGGAGAUGUAACAGGUUAUUGUUUAUUAUUGGAAGAAGCAAAACAUUUAAUUAAAAUAGAAGACAGAAGAAUGAUAAGAAUUGAGAAAAAAAAUACACCCUUAAAAAUGAAACCAGAAACUUUAGUUAUGAAAAUAAUAGAAGCUGUUGAAACAGAUUCCCCAACUGUAAUAACUUUCAACGCGACUACUGGAAUAACAAAAACCGUCCUCUCAAAGAAAGCAGAUGAUGCUAAAGCCGCUGAAGAACGCAGACACAAUUUAGCAAUGGAAAAGGAAGCACGAGGUUCAGGAGUGGGAGAAAUGAUAGGCACAAUAAAAGAACUUGGAAAAAGAUUUGGGGAAGAAACCAAGAAAACUGUUAAACAAGGAUUAAAUAAAUUAGUAGAUAGUAUUGACACGGGAGAAGUCAAUGUCAAACAUAAGGAAAUAUUUACUAAUAAACCAAUGCUCAUGUGUAUAUGCGGUAGUUCCGGUUCUGGGAAAACUCAUCUCACUUUUAACAUGUUGACAACACCAAACCUUUUAGAUUUCGAUUCUUUGUAUAUCUACACAACAACACCAGAGCAAUCGUAUUAUCAAUUCCUCAAAGCUUUAGAAUAUCUACCAAAGAAAGAUGUUCAAGACCUAUUUCAAUAUUACGAAGAAAACGAAGAAGAAAUGGAAAUAAAAGAUAUCAUAGAUAUCGAAGUAAAGAAUCUAACGGAUAUAAAAGUUUUUUUUACGAAAAAUGUUAAUGAUCUAGACUUGUCUAAUAUUGAUAUCAAACGAAAGAACUUAAUAUUGUUUGACGAAUGCGUAGCGCAAAGAAAUCAAGCUGUUCAACAAGAAUUCUUCACGAAGGGAAGACAUCACAACUGUCACUGCAUAUACCAAUCUCAAUCUUUUACGGGAUGGAUUCUAUGUUUAUUAGAAAAAAUGCAAAUUGUUUUUUAUUAUUUGAAUUAA
Messenger RNA from Lottia gigantea (owl limpet), 1092 nucleotides. RefSeq lists its product as hypothetical. NCBI's taxonomy places the organism in Eukaryota, Metazoa, Mollusca, Gastropoda, Lottiidae. The transcript is spliced from 3 exons. The record is from RefSeq and is a predicted model, not a curated record. Bases 1 to 1092 code for a protein of 363 amino acids.